Messenger RNA from Bradysia coprophila, 1778 nucleotides. RefSeq names its product putative cytochrome P450 9f2. Gene Ontology annotation, molecular function: oxidoreductase activity, acting on paired donors, with incorporation or reduction of molecular oxygen; iron ion binding; heme binding. Lineage: Eukaryota; Metazoa; Arthropoda; Insecta; Diptera; Sciaridae. The record is from RefSeq and is a predicted model, not a curated record.
AAUCAAUCCGAAAAAAGUCGAAGGCAUCAGUAUAGUUCUUGUUUGUAAUUUUAGUAGACGAAAGACAUUGAGACACAACGGAUAUAUAAAAGUGAAUUAACUACAACCAAUAUGUUGGGCGCUUUCAUCAUCAUCAUCGCAAUUUUCUUAUUUUCGUUGGCUUUCUACAAGUGGGCAACGAUUAACAAUGACUAUUUCGAGAAGAGGAACAUGAAAUUUUCAAAGCCAACAUUUUUGUUCGGAUCUAUGCGCGAUUUUUUCUAUUCCCGUGGAACUUUGGCUGAUUUCGCAAAUAAAAUUUAUCGAGAAUUUCCAAACGAAGCAGUCAAUGGUCUGUUCGGUUUUCGACAACCGCAAUUCUUACUUCGAGAUCCGGACGUAAUCAAACAAAUUGCAGUCAAGGACUUUGAUCACUUCGAAGAUCGUUUUAAAUUUAUCGAUCCAAAGUUAGAUAAACUAUGGGGAAACAGUUUAUUUCUGAUGGAAAGUGAGAAAUGGCGACUGAUGCGAGCCACUCUAAGUCCUGCAUUUACAGGAAGUAAAAUGCGACAAAUGUUCAAUUUGGUCGUCGAAGUAGCAGAAAGUGUUAUGCAGCAUCUACUAAAAAAAGUUGAGAAUGGAGAAAAGGUCGAUGUUGAAAUGAAAGAUUUCUUCACACGAUACACGAACGAUGUGAUUGCAUCUUGUGCAUUCGGAUUAAAAGUGAAUUCCGUUGCCGAACCGAAAAAUGAGUUUUAUCUGAAUGGGAAGGAAUUGUUGAAUUUCUUUGGUCUUGUGAAUCUGAUCAAAAGUAUGAUAAUUAUGACCACGCCAUCCAUUGCACGACUUUUAAAACUCAAUCUUACUGGAAAAGUUGGAGAAAGUUUUAGCCACAUAAUAUUAGACACAAUGGAAGAGCGGAAGACGAAGAGUAUUUUUCGACCGGACAUGAUCAAUAUUAUGAUGCAGGUUCGUGAAGGAACGUUGAAACAGGAAACAGAAGAAAAGAAAAAGGAAGUUGAUGGAUUUUCUGCCGUAGAAGAGUCCGAAAUCGGCAAGGAAACUGUAAAUCGUGCUUGGAGUGAUGACGAACUUGUAGCUCAGUGUUUCAUUUUCUUUAUAGCUGGUUUCGAAACAUCAUCAGCAAUGUUAACAUUUGCAUCUUACGAGCUUGCUGCAAAUCCAGAUAUUCAGCAGAAACUCUAUGAAGAAAUUGCAGCCAUGAAUGAACAGCUCAACGGAAAGUCCAUUCAUUAUGAUGCGCUACAAAAGCUCAAGUAUCUGGAUCAAGUGUUUUCAGAAACAAUGAGGAAAUGGCCACCACUAUUCCAGAUUGACCGUCAAUGUACUAAAGAAUACAUAUUCGACAAUGGAAGUUUAAAGUUCAAAGUGGAGAAAGGACAGACGGUAUUGAUACCAGUCUACGGAAUUCAGCACGAUGCCAAACAUUUUCCGGAGCCGGAGAAAUUCGAUCCGGAUAGAUUCAGUGAUGAAAACAAAAACAGUAUUCACCAAGGCACUUACAUGCCAUUCGGAAUAGGUCCACGCAACUGCAUUGGUUCUCGUUUUGCACUCAUGGAACUGAAGGCGAUUCUGUACUACGUACUUCUGAACUUUACAAUUGAACCGAACGAAAAAUCUGAAAUUCCAUUGAAGCCACCGAAAAUGACAACAGCUGCGACAAUGUUACCGAGAACCGGAGUUCAUUUUGAGCUUAAACCAAGGAAAAAAUAAAAGUUUUUGAAGAUCAGAUGAAUUUGACGAUAAAGUAAUUUUUUGCCUUAGACAAAUUAUACCAG